This is a messenger RNA of Beta vulgaris subsp. vulgaris (sugar beet), 2587 nucleotides long. RefSeq names its product L-type lectin-domain containing receptor kinase IV.2. NCBI's taxonomy places the organism in Eukaryota, Viridiplantae, Streptophyta, Magnoliopsida, Caryophyllales, Amaranthaceae. Gene Ontology annotation, cellular component: plasma membrane. The record is from RefSeq and is a predicted model, not a curated record. The transcript has a single exon. The coding region runs from base 388 to 2391 and encodes 667 amino acids. Gene Ontology annotation, molecular function: carbohydrate binding; ATP binding; protein kinase activity. Gene Ontology annotation, biological process: protein phosphorylation.
CCAAGAUCAAAUUUGUAACUCAAAAUGGAAUACCAAGAUCAAAUUUGUAGUGGAUGAAUCAAUUCCCUUCAAAUAUGCUAAAGGACAUAGACUAUUAAAUAUUUGUACAUUUGGUCUUAAUUCAAUGAUAAUUGGUGACCUAUCACUGUCAUAUUGUAGUGCUUUUGAUUUUUCUCUUAAUUUAAUUGACCUACUCCCCUUCCAGAAAAGUAAUUGCAUUGACUCCCUCUUCUUUGGUUGCCCUCUUUAUUUUACUACCCAUGCAUAUAAUAUUUUUAUAAAACAAAGACAAAAAAAAAAAAACACCUUGAUUAAUCAAAGCAAAAUUCUCUUAAUCUUUCUUCCUUUGAUAUCACACACAAAAAAAAACUCUCUUUUCCUACUUUCAUGGCUUUCAAAAUCAUACUUCUUUUGAUAGUACUUCAUACUUUAACACACAUAAUCUUUGCUCAAGAUUCAAUUGAGUUCAUCUAUAAUGGGUUUAAAGAUUCCAACUUUCAUCUUGAUGGAGCUGCAACACUUCACUCUAAUGGAUUAUUACAGUUAACUAACUAUUCAAAACAGUUAACUGCUCAUGCUUUUCACCCAAUUCCAUUAAAUUUUACUUCUUCAUCAUCUCAUUCAUUUUCCACAAGUUUUGCUUUUGCUAUGUACCCUGAAAUUCAAGCCAUAAGUGGUCAUGGAAUUGUGUUUGUUCUUUCUCCUACAAUGAAUUUUCCUAAUGGUGUUGCAGGCAAGUAUUUUGGACUUUUUAACUCUUCAUUAGAUUUUUUACCUUCAGACAAUAUAUUUGCUGUGGAAUUAGAUACUAUUGAGGAUAUUGAUUUCUAUGACAUUGAUAGUAAUCAUGUUGGAAUUAAUAUCAAUAGUCUGAUUUCAAAUGCAUCAGCACCAGCAGGUUAUUUUUCUGAUACUGAGAAUCAGAAUAAGAGCGUUAGUCUUAUAAGCGCGAGACCAAUGCAAAUAUGGAUUGAUUAUAAUGGAACAACCAUGUUAGUGCAUGUUACAAUGGCUCCUCUUAAUAUCCCUAAACCAAGUAGACCUUUGUUAUCUUUACAGGUUAAUCUUUCUGACAUUGUAUCAGAUACCAUGUAUGCUGGUUUCGCUUCUUCUACUGGUUCGGUAGCUAGUAGUCAUUAUCUACUUGGUUGGAGCUUCGCACAGGGUGGGCGAGAGGCUCAAAAUCUUGAUAUCUCAAAUCUUCCUAGGCUUCCUCGUUAUGGAAAUAGAAGUCGAAAACUGAGUGUAGGUUCUAUGGUCUUGGUGAUAGUAAUAUCAGUUGUUGUGUUCAUAAUUGGUGUAGUUUUUUACAUCAUAAGAAGGAAGAAAUAUGAGGAAGUUGUAGAAGAUUGGGAGCAAGAAUAUCACUUGCAAAGGUUUUCAUUUAAGGAUCUUUACAAUGCAACAAAAGGGUUUAAAGACAAAGAGUUUUUAGGAGCUGGAGGAUUUGGGAAGGUCUAUAAAGGAGUGUUAAGUUCCCCAAAACUUGAAGUUGCUGUUAAAAGAGUUUCACAUGGUUCAGGCCAAGGGAUGAGGGAAUUCAUAGCAGAAAUUGCUUGUAUGGGGAGGUUACGACACAGAAACUUAGUACAACUCUUAGGAUAUUGUCGAAGGAAAGGCGAGUUGAUCUUAGUCUAUGAUUACAUGCCUAAUGGUAGUCUAGACAAGUAUCUUUACGACAGUGACAAACCGAAUCUUUCAUGGAACGCGAGAUUCAAGGUCAUUCGUGGUGUGGCUUCUGCGCUUGUAUACCUUCACGAAGAGUGGGAGCAAGUAAUUAUUCAUCGAGAUGUCAAGGCUAGUAACAUUCUACUAGAUGUUGACAUGAAUGCAAGAUUAGGUGAUUUCGGACUAGCUAGAUUAUAUGAUCAUGGAACUAAUCCUCAAACUACCCAUGUAGUUGGAACUGUUGGAUACCUGGCACCAGAGCUUACUAGAAAGGGUAAAGCAACUACUAGUACUGAUGUGUUCUCAUUCGGGGUAUUCGUUCUUGAAGUUGCUUGUGGUAAGAGUCCAAUUAGCACCUUUCAAGGUAGUUCAAAUGGAGAAAUGUAUCUGGUUGAUUGGGUGAAUGAAUGUUUGAAGAAAGGAGUACUACUCGAGGCAAGCGAUCCUAAACUAGGACGGGACUAUGAUGCUGAUGAGAUGGAGCUAGUUUUGAAGUUAGGAUUGCUGUGCUGCCAUCCUAAGCCUGAAGGAAGACCUAACAUGAGGCAAGUGAUGCAGUUUCUGAAUGGUCAUAGUAUUUUGCCUGAAAUGCUUCCUUUUGAUGCUAAAGCUGCUAAUACAACAUUCAGCAAUCAAAAUUUGAGUUCAUUUCCAAUAUCUUCUGCUGGCACCUCUGCUUAUGCCUCAUAUAGCAGUGAUUCUAUAUUAAAAGUCGGUCGUUAGAUCUAGUGUUAGUGAAUGUAAUACUCUAAAAUAAUUGAUGAUUACAAGUUCUUCUUUCUUCCUUUAAUGUUCAUAACCAUUCCCUGCAUCUGCAGGGUUUUGUAAUGUCUGGUUCUGAUAGAUGUAAAGAGAUUUUCAGACAAUUUUUUCAGGUUACUUUGCUUCUAGUGCUUCAAGUAGAGCAAUUCUUGUAUGA